This is a messenger RNA of Elephantulus edwardii (Cape elephant shrew), 2559 nucleotides long. It is a transcript of the gene AGO4, whose product is annotated as argonaute RISC catalytic component 4. NCBI's taxonomy places the organism in Eukaryota, Metazoa, Chordata, Mammalia, Macroscelidea, Macroscelididae. The record is from RefSeq and is a predicted model, not a curated record. The transcript has 17 exons. Gene Ontology annotation, molecular function: protein binding; RNA binding. The coding region runs from base 175 to 2559 and encodes 794 amino acids.
ACCAGCCUGUUUCAGCCCCCUCGUCGUCCUGGCCUUGGGACUGUUGGAAAACCAAUUCGAUUGUUAGCCAAUCAUUUUCAAGUUCAGAUUCCUAAAAUAGAUGUGUAUCACUAUGAUGUAGAUAUUAAACCAGAAAAACGGCCUCGUAGAGUCAACAGGGAGGUGGUAGAUACAAUGGUACGACACUUCAAGAUGCAAAUAUUUGGUGACCGGCAGCCUGGCUAUGAUGGCAAAAGAAAUAUGUACACAGCGCAUCCACUGCCAAUUGGACGGGAUAGGGUUGAUAUGGAGGUGACCCUUCCAGGUGAAGGUAAAGACCAAACCUUUAAAGUGUCUGUUCAGUGGGUAUCAGUUGUGAGCCUUCAGUUGCUUUUAGAGGCUCUGGCAGGACAUUUGAAUGAAGUCCCAGAUGACUCAGUACAAGCACUUGAUGUUAUCACAAGACACCUCCCCUCUAUGAGGUACACUCCUGUGGGCCGCUCCUUUUUCUCACCUCCUGAAGGUUACUACCACCCUCUGGGAGGGGGCAGGGAGGUUUGGUUUGGCUUUCAUCAGUCUGUGAGACCUGCGAUGUGGAAUAUGAUGCUCAAUAUUGAUGUAUCUGCAACUGCUUUCUAUCGGGCUCAGCCUAUCAUUGAGUUCAUGUGUGAGGUUUUAGACAUUCAGAACAUCAAUGAACAGACCAAACCACUAACAGACUCCCAGCGUGUCAAGUUUACCAAAGAAAUAAGAGGUCUUAAAGUUGAGGUGACCCACUGUGGACAGAUGAAACGAAAAUAUCGAGUCUGUAAUGUGACUAGACGGCCAGCCAGUCAUCAAACAUUUCCUCUACAGUUAGAAAACGGUCAAGCUAUGGAAUGUACAGUAGCUCAAUAUUUUAAGCAAAAGUAUAGCUUGCAAUUGAAAUAUCCUCAUCUUCCCUGUCUCCAAGUAGGACAAGAACAAAAACAUACAUACUUGCCACUUGAGGUCUGUAAUAUAGUGGCAGGACAGCGUUGUAUAAAGAAGCUCACAGACAAUCAGACAUCCACUAUGAUCAAAGCCACAGCAAGAUCUGCUCCUGACAGACAGGAAGAGAUCAGCAGACUGGUGAAGAGUAACAGCAUGGUGGGUGGACCUGAUCCAUACCUGAAAGAAUUUGGUAUUGUUGUCCAUAAUGAAAUGACAGAGCUCACAGGCCGAGUGCUCCCAGCACCAAUGCUGCAAUAUGGAGGCCGGAAUAAAACCGUAGCCACACCCAACCAGGGUGUCUGGGACAUGCGGGGAAAGCAGUUUUAUGCUGGCAUCGAAAUUAAAGUUUGGGCAGUUGCUUGUUUUGCACCUCAGAAACAAUGUAGGGAAGAUUUACUAAAGAGUUUCACUGAUCAGCUACGUAAAAUUUCCAAGGAUGCAGGAAUGCCCAUUCAGGGUCAGCCAUGUUUCUGCAAGUACGCCCAAGGCGCAGACAGCGUGGAGCCCAUGUUCAAGCAUCUGAAAAUGACAUACGUGGGGCUGCAGCUGAUAGUAGUUAUUUUGCCCGGGAAGACACCUGUCUAUGCGGAGGUGAAACGUGUUGGAGAUACCCUUCUGGGCAUGGCCACCCAAUGUGUCCAAGUGAAAAAUGUUGUGAAGACCUCACCCCAAACCCUUUCUAAUCUUUGCCUGAAGAUCAAUGCAAAGCUUGGUGGAAUUAACAAUGUACUCGUACCUCAUCAAAGGCCCUCGGUGUUCCAGCAGCCAGUCAUCUUCCUGGGAGCAGAUGUCACACACCCCCCUGCAGGGGAUGGGAAGAAGCCUUCCAUUGCUGCUGUCGUUGGCAGUAUGGAUGGCCACCCCAGCCGAUACUGUGCCACUGUUAGGGUGCAGACCUCCCGACAAGAGAUCUCCCAGGAGCUCCUCUACAGUCAGGAGGUAAUCCAGGAUCUAACUAACAUGGUUCGUGAGCUGCUGAUUCAGUUCUACAAAUCUACCCGCUUCAAGCCCACUCGGAUCAUCUAUUACCGUGGAGGGGUUUCUGAGGGACAAAUGAAACAGGUAGCUUGGCCGGAACUAAUAGCAAUUCGAAAGGCAUGUAUUAGCUUAGAAGAAGAUUAUCGACCAGGAAUAACCUAUAUUGUGGUACAAAAAAGACAUCACACACGACUCUUCUGUGCAGAUAAAACAGAAAGGGUGGGGAAAAGUGGUAAUGUACCAGCAGGCACUACAGUAGACAGUACCAUCACACAUCCAUCUGAGUUUGAUUUUUACCUCUGUAGUCAUGCAGGAAUUCAGGGAACCAGCCGUCCUUCACAUUACCAGGUCCUGUGGGAUGACAACUGCUUUACUGCCGAUGAACUUCAGCUACUGACUUACCAGCUGUGUCACACAUAUGUGCGAUGCACACGCUCAGUGUCUAUUCCUGCCCCUGCAUACUAUGCUCGGCUUGUAGCAUUUAGGGCAAGGUAUCAUCUGGUGGAUAAAGAUCAUGACAGUGCGGAAGGCAGUCAUGUGUCAGGACAGAGCAACGGCCGAGAUCCUCAGGCCUUGGCUAAGGCUGUACAGAUCCACCACGAUACCCAGCACACAAUGUAUUUUGCCUGA